Entrophospora sp. SA101 is the source of this 1089-nucleotide messenger RNA. NCBI's taxonomy places the organism in Eukaryota, Fungi, Glomeromycota, Glomeromycetes, Entrophosporales, Entrophosporaceae. The record is from the annotation of a GenBank genome assembly.
AUGAGUGGUACAUUUAAGCCAAUACUUCCUACAGCCACUCCAAAAAGUUCUUCUCAUUCAACAACUUUUUCUAGCCAACAACACAAUCCAUUACCAAUUACCAUCACUUCACCAUCAAACAACACUUUUACUACUUCUCCUGCCUUUUCUAAUGCUGUUGUUUCUUCUUUUCUUGGAACCAAUUCUUCUCUUGAUGAUUCUUUUUCUUAUGGAACUGUUAUUUUUCCAAAUAAUUCUUCUUAUGAAACUAACUCUCAUGCUACCAAUUCACAAGCAGAUCAUAUUAAAACUGUCGAGACUGUUGAAGAAAGCACCCAAAAGUUCCAACAUCCCUAUUAUGAAAUGAGAGACAAGGCCAUGAUGAAAUACGAUGAGGAUAUGAGCUUCUACAACUCGCAAGUCCCAUCAUCACCACUGCACCAAUCACCAUUACAUCAAUCACCACCACCAUUAUACCAAUCACCACCACAUCAAUCACCAACAUCAUCGCCACCAUUAACAUUAAACCAAUCGCCAUUACAUCAUCAUCAACUAGUUGAUUUAGAACAUGAUGACUUGUAUAACCAAGCUCUAAAUGUUGCAAAAUCAAUUAAUAUUGACAACAAUGAUGAUGAUCUUUGGUAUGAAAAUGAUAUUCCAAAUCAAUUGCUUGGAAAAUCAGCAAUUGAUGAUGACAAUGAUUUAUUUGAAGAACUUGGGCUUGCAAAUACAAUUGAUGAUGAUGAUAAAAUUUUAUGCUAUGGGCAAGGAGAUGCUGUAGGUAAGCUUAAUAGAAUUACUGAUUCUGCACAUAGGCUCUGUGAUAUUGCUCAACGGGAAAAUAAUCAAUUGGCUCCACUUCAAUCACAAAGUAUUAAACCUUAUGAUGUUUAUGCAAAUGAGAUUGAUAGUGUUAUAAUUCUUGGAUUCCAUGACUAUUUAAACCAUACUCAAAAUCCAUCUACAAGCGAAUUACUUACAGAAGAACAAAUAGUCCAAACGGUCACCACUAAUAAUGAUGAACCAGACAGUGAUGAAGAGCCACAUCAAAUCAAUGAUAAGGAAGCACAAGUAUCUUUGAAUACCUUUCAUAGCUAUUUUGAACAAUAA